Molecule: messenger RNA, 252 nt
Organism: Necator americanus (New World hookworm)
Lineage: Eukaryota; Metazoa; Nematoda; Chromadorea; Rhabditida; Ancylostomatidae
Exons: 1
Coding region: 1-252 (83 amino acids)
Source: RefSeq, a predicted model, not a curated record
AUGCGCUUUAAUGACAACCGUUGGACCAGAGCCGUGAGCGACUGGGUUCCCCGCGAUAUUAACCGCACUACAGGAAGACCGCCGACCCGAUGGUCAGAUUUCUUCACGAAGUCCUUCAAAGAAAAAUAUGAUGCUCUUCGUGUCCCACGCGAAAGGAGGAACCACUGGGCUACUCUGGCACGCGAUCGGAACAAAUGGAAGAAUUACUGGCGCUCGCUCGACCAGUUCGGAGAUCAACGGGAGUCAAGGUGA